AUGCAACGCUUCGGUGUGGUCGGCCAAUGCCGAUUCGCCGCACGUCGAUUGACGCAGCUACGGUCUGUCGCACCGACGACGACGGCUGUCUUGAGAGCCUCAUCUAUAUCACAAAGGCCAUUCACCACCUCUAGCAUUUGUCUAUCCAAGCCAAAGGGCUCACUAAGUGCCAACCCAAAUCAAUAUGAGGAGCCCACCGACCUGGCGCGAAAGCUGUUUUCCGAGUUUGCCUUUGCAUUUGAUAUUGACGGGGUCCUGUACCAAGGCCGCAACAGAGUGGAUGGAGCUGAGAAAGUCAUCAAGAUGCUCAGAAGCAAUGGCAUCCGAUAUGUCUUUUUGACAAACGGUGGUUGCGUCCCUGAAGAUAACAAAGCCGAGACUCUUCAAGAAAGACUACAGAUCGCCAAGAACGACGAUGUGGUAAAAGGCAGGAUGAUUCUGUCACACACGCCAAUGAGUGGUUGGAGUGACGAUGUCAAGAACAAUGGCACUGUCUUAAUUACAGGCUCUCAUCCGGAAAAAGCUCGUCAAAUUGCUCUUGGGUAUGGAUUCAAGCGUGUUGUCACCCCGGCGGAUAUCCUCGCCGAGUGCAAGGACGUGUUCCCCUUUGAGCAUAUUGACGGCGAGGUUAAUGGCAGGGCGACGCCAUUACCAGAUGGCAAGCGAAUUCCUUUGCUGAAGGACCCUUAUACAACCAAUGUCCCUGCGAACGCCCUCAAAAUUGACCACAUUUUCAUCUGGAACGAUCCAAGAGACUGGUCUGUUGACAUUCAGAUCAUCCACGAUCUCUUAAUAUCUCAUCAAGGCUACAUCGGAACUGUUUCGAACCGGAAUGGUAACGAGUCUCUGCCCAAUAAUGGCUGGCAGCAAGAUGGCCAACCUGGACUUUGGAUCUCCAACCUUGAUAUGUUAUGGAAAACAAACUAUCCUGUGAACCGAUUUGGCACUGGGGCAUUCAUGGAGGCACUCAAGGGAGUAUGGUCAUCAACUACCAACGGAACAAAACUGCAGUUCAGCGCACUCGGCAAACCAUCCAACCAUACGUACAAAUACGCUCAUGAUAGGCUGCUACAGUACUACCAUGAUAUGGCUUGCAAUCGCGGUCAAAGCCCUGGGCACGAUACAUCCAAAUGCCACCCUCUUCGACGCGUUUACAUGAUCGGCGACAACCCAGAAAGUGACAUCCGGGGUGCUAGCGAAUUUGAAGCGGAAGAUGGUACCGAGUGGGUGCCCAUUCUUGUACGAACUGGCGUCUGGCGACAGACAUCGACUGAAAAGGAGCCUCGAUACAAACCAGCCGUCAUCGUGGACGAUGUCGUAGAUGCUGUGGUUUGGGCGCUCAACAACGAAGGCAUCAAGGCCACCAGGGAUUGGGUAUUGUCUGCUCUCUCUCACACGAAGGGUUGCGUCAAGCUGCCGCCUCUGGAGAUUGGGGAUCAAGUUAGCCUUGAAGAUGGAGUCAAGUACCCAAGUGAGUUGGAAGCAGCUGAGGCAAGAAUAUAG
Fusarium subglutinans is the source of this 1503-nucleotide messenger RNA. RefSeq names its product cat eye syndrome critical region 5 precursor. Gene Ontology annotation, cellular component: mitochondrion. The record is from RefSeq and is a predicted model, not a curated record. The transcript has 3 exons. Gene Ontology annotation, biological process: glycerophospholipid biosynthetic process. NCBI's taxonomy places the organism in Eukaryota, Fungi, Ascomycota, Sordariomycetes, Hypocreales, Nectriaceae. Bases 1 to 1503 code for a protein of 500 amino acids.